Molecule: messenger RNA, 1366 nt
Organism: Biomphalaria glabrata
Lineage: Eukaryota; Metazoa; Mollusca; Gastropoda; Planorbidae
Exons: 7
Coding region: 435-1298 (287 amino acids)
Molecular function (GO): protein binding
Source: RefSeq, a predicted model, not a curated record
UUCAAGAGGGCGCUAAAGAUAACAUUUCAUUAUACUCUCCCAACUCAAUAUAUUUCAAUUGGCUUGAACACAAACUAAGAACAGAGCAUCUCAAGCACUCUGGGUAACGGUUUAAACGAAGGGAAAUUAAACAUUUUCGAGGUUCGGUUUGUCAUGCGCACAAUGAGUAUGUGGUUAGUACCAUAAGAUGAGAACGAAGUGCUGUUUAAAGUGACUCUACGUAAUCCAGCAUACUUUAAAAUAUGCUAUAAGUUUAAUUGAAACAAAAAUCGAUAUAUUUGUUUAACAUAAAAAAAAACGUUAAAUGAUUUGCAAUAAAAUAUAGUGAUCUAUUACAAGAGAAUAUCAAAACUAGUGAUUAAGACAUUUUUAUACAAACAUAACUAAUUGUUAAACAAACUGGCAUUCUUGAUAGAAUUGAAUAUUUUAUUACGAUGUUUAACAUUUUCAUAAGCUCGAAAAACCCAAUAAUAAAGCCAUCGCCAUUGCAGUAUCACAAUAUACAUCCAGUCAUCUUCAUGUUACUGAUAAUACCACUUGUCUCAGCCAGAAACUGUCUGAGUUUUCAAUUUCCCUGUGAUGCUGGGAAGUCCUAUGUCCAGCACUCCUUCAAUAGUUAUUGUCUCUGCAAUAUCAAUUUUUACUGUAAUAAAUAUGACCGUUGUGACUCACUUGAAAGCCUCACCUUAACAGAUAUAAGGCUCACAAGAGUAACAAGUAAUAGUGUACAGUUUUCCUGGUCAGACAGAAUGGCCACACAACAGACCGCCAUGUACCUUGUAAAAUAUAUAGAUGAAGUGGUUCAGGGCAAUGCCGUCGGAAUAACAAUUUCCAGAUUGCAGCCGAAUACGAAAUAUGAUUUCUAUAUCUUUGUGAAGCUACCCAGAGAAUAUAAUUACUAUGAGGAGAAGUAUGGACCUAACACUUUAUUUACUGUACAAACCCUUCCAGAAGUGAGUACUGUGGCAACGACUUCGUCCCAUAGGCCUAAUACUUCCAUUGCAAUUAAUACGACAACAGCAAGUCUUGGAACUAUGGCCAUAGAGACUACUUCAGAUUCAAUCAGCUUUAACAUAUUUCUGCCAGUCACACUCUCCCUAUGUCUGCUGCUAACUGCCGCCAUAAUCAUUAUCACUUUGAUGGGCAGACGAUUGAAAAGCCAAAAACGUGCCACAGACAAUUCGUAUGAUACAAGAACUAAAGGUGACCAGGACACUCACCAACAUUGUGUUGCAACAAAUCAGGGCAUUUACGAAGAAGUGACCAACCUAGCUUUGAAUCAUUACACUAAUUGUUGACUUUCUGCAUUGAGUUCAAGAAAUUUUAUUUUCUUUGUAUUCCAAGUGUUCUUGUUUUUUUUUUUUUU